AAGGAGGACAAGCUUGAUCACCAGGCUGCACUGGGCGCCCCCCCAAAUCAGCUGGGCACCCUCUCCUCUCUCUAGAAAACACACUUCCUGCCUUCAGUCCACUCCUUCUCGGGUGGCGAUUGGGGCUGCUCUUGGGACUAGUCCUCCACUCUGACUGGUCACUGGCCACCAGGGGAGAGGGUACAACAGCUCUUCAGCCCAGUAGGGGCAGAGCAGGCCCAGCCCUGCCUCUCCCAGCAAUAACCUCCUCUCUGGAGGCCAGCCAAGAGCCUGGCCACUUGGCAGCAGGGACUUCCUGCCACUGCAGUCAGAAAUGCUCAGGGGCCUGUGGCUGGAAAAAAGGUGCGCAGCCCCCUACCCCCAGCUACUCGCCAACCUCUGUGGGAGAGGCAGGGAGUGACCUUGUACAUACUGGGGAUUGGGUAUGAUUUGUUUUUUUUUUUUUUUAUUCCAUUUUGAUAAUUUUUUUUUUCCUGCUCUGGAUGGUGGUGGCAAAUGGGUGAAUGAGUAUUUAAUAAAAGUUCCAAGUUUCCAUCUGGGUCCCUCCCUCCUCCCUCCUUUUAGCUUUGGGCCCUUUUGGAGGGCUGGUCAAAUCAGGCUCUUGGCCCUGUAUCCCAGGCACAGACCUCACUCAGUCUCAGUGCCAGACAGUGGGAUUCUCCCACCAGGAGCACUGGGGGCAGGAAGCCCUGCUGUAACCUAAGCCCUGAGUUGCUGCCAGAGGUUUCCUGCCUCCAGCUGAGCAAGUGGGCUUCAGAGGGCCAAACAGGACCAGUGUGACACUGCUUCUGCAUCCUGGUUGCAUCUUAGGCCUCAGGAUGUUUGGCCUGGAGGAACUCUCUUUUCCUCCUUAGCUUGUGUUAUAUUGUCAGAGCCCCUCCAGACCCAGCCACCCCUCCAUAUGCAGCACACAAGCCACUGCUCCAGGCAAAGCAGCUCCACGAGGUUGGGGUGAGGGUACCUGUGCCACAGUACCCAGGGUCUCUGAGGCCUCUGCUGCCCUGGUGCUGAAGUUCUGGCUUUGGUACCCAGGUCUGGGGUGCCCAGGCACCGAGGUGUCUGGGGCCAUGCUAUGGAAUUCCCAAGCCACGGUCAGAGUGCCCUGAAGAGUAUGUGGUAGGACCAGAGUGGCCCCUGGUGGGAAGGAGAGGAGGCAGGGAAAGGUACCUGACAGCUGGACCCCCUCCUGCCUGAGAACAUUGCAGGAGUUGGAGAUGCCUCAUCUCCUCCCUUCCCUGUGGGGGAUGUGCCCGUAUUCAUACUGCCACCCAGGAGAUCGGCCCCCUCCCCCAGUGCAGGCCUCCUCUCCUAGGGUGCCCAGCAAUCUCCCUUUUACUUUUGCCACCAGCUUCUUGGGAGCAGAGGGCCUAAGCUAUGUCCCCAGGGAGUGGUAUCCCAGGUCCCUGAGCAGGUUCUCUCAGCAUCCGGGCAGGAGGAGGCCCCAGCCCUUCCAGGUGCUGGACCUCAGGAAAUGGGAGCCCCGGUGUGGAGCACUCUGACUCCCAGCCCUCCUGAGGCUGGGCUCACCCCUGUGAGUUCAGAAUCUCCAGAUCUGGGCCAGGGGCCCCAGCGUGGACAUUGCUCUGGUGCCAAUUAGCACCAAAGCCCAGAGGGUGGGGAGGUGGUGAAUCCAGGCCAUGUCCUGACCUGGAGGUGCCCCAGCCUGGUUCCCGCCUCAGGUUUGUGUUGUUGCCUGUUUGAUGCCACCCAAGAGGCCCCAACACCACAGUAACGUUAGUGCCCCUAAAAGAAGUGCUGUCUCCAGCGCCUUCUCUGCUUUACAUCCGCUCCGCACCUCUUUACAGCUCUCCCAGGUGAGCACUUCUGCUUUGCCAGAGAAACUGCUCAGGGAGGUGGAGGUACUUAUCCAAAGUGUCCCACCUGUGAGCGUGGACGUGCUGCAGGAUGUUUGACCCCAUAGCCACAAUAGGCCCACUUUUCCCUCCGCAAGCUGCCUCUGGGAGCCCAGCAGGAUGCAGAAGGCUCUGGGGCUGAGAGACUCCUAAAGGGCCUCACCCAGGGCACCAGGCUGAGUAGAACCGGGCCUCUAGCUCUCCAGGGCUUUCCCCGGUUCCGGAUCCCGGAGUGGGGCUGCUUUGAGCCGCCAGAGCAACAGGCCAGUCCCGCCAGCGUGGGGAGCCUGAAGGAGCAGGCAGGUGGAGCUCUCGCUCCGCGCCUCGGCCCUUCUGCGGUCUUUGCAGCCGUUUGCAUUUCCUGAAACCGGAUCUCAGUGUCAGAGCCGCCCCUGGGCCGGGCAGGCGCCUCAGCCAUGGCCCUGCGCAAGGAGCUGCUCAAGUCCAUCUGGUACGCUUUCACCGCGCUGGACGUGGAGAAGAGCGGCAAGGUCUCCAAGUCUCAGCUCAAGGUGCUGUCCCACAACCUGUACACAGUCCUGCACAUCCCUCACGACCCCGUGGCCCUGGAGGAGCACUUCCGAGAUGAUGACGAUGGCCCUGUGUCCAGCCAAGGAUACAUGCCCUACCUCAACAAGUACAUCCUGGACAAGGUGGAGGAGGGGGCUUUCGUUAAGGAGCACUUUGAUGAGCUGUGCUGGACCCUGACGGCCAAGAAGAACUACCAGGUAGACAGCAACGGGAACAGCAUGCUCUCCAACCAGGAUGCCUUCCGCCUCUGGUGUCUCUUCAACUUCCUGUCUGAGGACAAGUACCCUCUGAUCAUGGUUCCUGAUGAGGUGGAAUACCUGCUGAAGAAGGUGCUCAGCAGCAUGAGCUUGGAGGUGGGCUUGGGGGAGCUGGAGGAGCUGCUGGCCCAGGAGGCCCAGGCAGCCCAGAGCUCCGGCGGGCUCAGCGUCUGGCAGUUCCUGGAGCUUUUCAACUCGGGCCGCUGUCUGCGAGGCGUGGGGCGGGACACCCUCAGCAUGGCCAUCCACGAGGUCUACCAGGAGCUCAUCCAAGACGUCCUGAAGCAGGGCUACCUGUGGAAGCGAGGACACCUGCGGAGGAACUGGGCAGAACGCUGGUUCCAGCUGCAGCCCAGCUGCCUCUGCUAUUUUGGGAGUGAAGAUUGCAAGGAGAAAAGGGGUACCAUCCCACUGGAUGCGCAAUGCUGCGUGGAGGUGCUGCCCGACCGAGAGGGGAAGCGCUGCAUGUUCUGCGUGAAGACGGCCUCCCGCACGUACGAGAUGAGUGCUUCAGACACUCGCCAACGCCAGGAGUGGACGGCUGCCAUCCAGAUGGCGAUUCGGCUGCAGGCAGAGGGGAAGACGUCGCUGCACAAGGACCUGAAGCAGAAGCGGCGCGAGCAGCGGGAGCAGCGGGAGCGGCGCCGGGCAGCCAAGGAGGAGGAGAUGCUGCGGCUGCAGCAGCUACAGGAGGAGAAGGAGCGGAAGCUGCAGGAGCUGGAGCUGCUGCAGGAGGCGCAGCGGCAGGCAGAGCGCCUGCUGCAGGAGGAGGAGGAGCGGCGCCGCAGCCAGCACCGCGAGCUGCAGCAGGCGCUCGAGGGCCAAUUGCGCGAGGCGGAGCAGGCCCGGGCCUCCAUGCAGGCUGAGAUGGAGCUGAAGAAGGAGGAGGCUGCCCGGCAGCAGCAGCGCAUCCAGGAGCUGGAGGAGAUGCAGCAGAGGCUGCAGGAGGCCCUGCACCUGGAGGUGAAGGCCCGGCGGGACGAGGAGGCCGUGCGCCUAGCCCAGACCAGACUGCUGGAGGAGGAGGAGGAGAAGCUGAAGCAGCUGCUGCAGCUGAAGGAGGAACAGGAGCGCUACAUCGAGCAGGCGCAGCAGGAGAAGCAGGAGCUGCAGCAGGAGAUGGAGCUGCAGAGCCGCUCCCUGCAGCAGGCGCAGCAACAGCUGGAGGAGGUGCGGCAGAACCGGCAGAGGGCCGACGAGGACGUGGAGGCUGCCCAGCGCAAGUUGCGCCAGGCCAGUACCAAUGUGAAACACUGGAAUGUCCAGAUGAACCGGCUCAUGCAUCCAAUUGAACCUGGAGACAAGCGUCCCACCACCAGCAGCUCCUUCACAGGCUUCCAGCACCCUCUACUUGCCCGCCGAGACUCCUCCCUAAAGCGCCUGACUCGCUGGGGGUCCCGUGACAACAGGACCCCCUCACCCAGCAGCAGUGAGCAGCAGAAGUCCCUCAAUGGCGGAGAAGAGGCUCCCAUCGCAGCUUCCACCCCUCAGGAAGAUAAACGGGACCCAGCACCAGAAAACUAACCUCUGCUAGCCUCUUUGGCCCCCAUCUUCGUGCCUACCAGGACCUGGCCACAGCUGGCCUGUGGGUGACACCAGCCGCUGCAGAAGGAGCCGCAGUCCUGGUACCAAGGGCCCAGGGCCUCUGACCGAGAAACAGUCCAGAGUAGAACUUGGUUCAUUUUUUUUGCACCAGCCCCAGGCCCCAGACCACUGAGUCUGUCGGAGGUGUUGACCCUCGAGAACUUGAACCUGUGCCUUAACCCCAAGGAUCCUAUACCCUGGGCUGGGAAAGAGAGUAAACAAGCAAGCCAGGGGCCAUCUGUCCCCAUACUGCCACCAAGUUUUGGAGGCGCAUUUCCAAAUAAAAAUUAGUCUUGGAAUAAAUGAUUGAUCAGGUCUA
This is a messenger RNA of Sus scrofa (pig), 4544 nucleotides long. It is a transcript of the gene DEF6, whose product is annotated as DEF6 guanine nucleotide exchange factor. The record is from RefSeq and is a predicted model, not a curated record. Lineage: Eukaryota; Metazoa; Chordata; Mammalia; Artiodactyla; Suidae. Gene Ontology annotation, cellular component: cytoplasm; nucleus.